Molecule: messenger RNA, 510 nt
Organism: Amaranthus tricolor (Joseph's coat)
Lineage: Eukaryota; Viridiplantae; Streptophyta; Magnoliopsida; Caryophyllales; Amaranthaceae
Exons: 2
Coding region: 1-510 (169 amino acids)
Source: RefSeq, a predicted model, not a curated record
AUGGUCACAUUCUUCCUGAUGACUCAUCUAAGGCAUCGGCUUCUAAAGAUUCCGAAUGGCAAUGACUUGAUGACAUUGUUCGCACAUGGAUUUAUGACUCGUCUUGAGAACAAUUUUCAAAAUAAUAAAACCUCUCGGAUUUUUCAUCUUGAGUCUCAAUUUAAUGAAAUUUCUCUCUCGAAUUUUCCCAAUGUCAAAGCCUAUUGCAACGAACUUGAAACUAUUGCUACUUCUCUUACUAACCUUGGUGCUUCUGUCUCCGAUAAUCGAUUGGCUCUUCAAGUUCUUCAUGGUUUGAAUUCGGAUUAUAAAACCUUUCGGUCUUUGGUUCAACACAUGACUCCAAUUCGCUCUUUUGAUACCCUUCGUUCUAUAUUGGAAUUAGAAGAGCGCUCCAACCAUAAACACUCUUUUACUGCUCAAGAUUCGGCUCUUGUUGCUACACCUAAGGACAAUUCCGACCAUUUUGCGUCCCGUGGUACCCCCCACCACCGUGGUGGCCACCGUUAG